GAGUCGUCACGUGACUCAUAUCACCUGUUCUUAUUUCCACAUUUUAGGCCUACAUCUCGUUGGUGUUGUAACAUUUGGCCAAGGAUAUCUGGAAACAUUUUCACAUAAGGCAUAAUUAUAAACUCCAUGGAGGUUUUCUUAACAAUAGCGCUGAUGUCGGCUACAACUGUCUCUGACUACCCAUUCCGUAACACAUCACUGCCAUGGAAAGAUAGAGUAGAUGACUUAGUGAGUCGGCUCACCAUGGAGGAAAUUAAAGAACAGAUGUCGCGUGGAGGGGCGGGUCCAAACGGGGGACCAGCCCCGGCUAUCCCUCGUCUUGGUAUCAAGCCAUAUUCAUGGGACACUGAGUGUUUGCGAGGUGACGCAGGAGCCGGAAACGCUACUUCCUUCCCACAAGCCAUUGGUCUAGCUGCAACUUUCAGCCCUUCGCUAGUCUUCAGUGUGGCUGAGGCUACCGGUAUAGAGGUCCGUGCGAAGUUUAACGACUACAUGAAACAUGGAUUGUAUGGAGACCACAGGGGAAUUAGCUGCUUCAGUCCAGUCAUCAACAUCAUGCGGGAUCCCAGAUGGGGUCGUAACCAGGAAACGUACGGUGAAGAUCCUAUUCUGAGUGGAAUGUUAGCAGAACACUUCGUGAAGGGUCUCCAGGGAAACAACUCCAGGUUCAUCCGGGCCAAUGCCGGCUGUAAACACUUCGACGUGCAUGGGGGACCCGAGAAUAUUCCUGUAUCUAGGUUCUCGUUUGAUGCCAAGGUGUCUGAAAGUGACUGGAGGAUGACGUUCUUACCACAGUUCAAGGCGUGCGUUAAGGCCGGGUCAUACAACCUGAUGUGUAGUUACAACAGAAUAAAUGGAGUACCUUCCUGUGCUAAUGAAAAGCUGUUGACCACAAUUCUGCGAGACGAAUGGAAUUUUUCUGGCUACAUCAUCAGCGAUGGGUCAGCCAUUGAGAACAUCAUCACCUGGCACCACUACCUGAACACAUCUGCUGAGACGGCAGCGGCGUGCAUCAAAGCUGGCUGCAACCUCGAGUUGUCGUCCAAUGCUGCGGAUCCUGUGUACUAUGCAAUGCUUGACGCCAUCAAACAAGGUUUGCUGACUGAAGACGUAGUUCGAGAUCGCGUCAAGCCACUGUUCUACACGAGGAUGAGGCUGGGGGAGUUUGAUCCACCCGACGACAAUCCAUACACCAAACUGGAUCUGUCAGUCUUACAGAGCAAAGCGCACCAGGAACUGUCUCUUAAAGCAGCCAUGCAGUCAUUUGUCUUACUGCAAAACAAGAAUGGGUUUCUUCCGCUCAAGAAAACAGUGUAUGACAAAAUAGCCAUUAUUGGUCCAAUGGCCAAUAACAUUGAACAGCUGUUUGGCGACUAUACCCCGACUAUCGAUCCAUCAGUGACGACGACGCCUUUACAAGGACUGAAGGAACUUGGCAAAGAGUUCAGCUACGCUCCUGGUUGUGACUCUAAUGCCUGCACCAAGUACUAUUCAGCCGAGAUUGAGAAGACAGUUACUGGAGCUGAUGUCAUAUUUGCAUGUCUGGGAACAGGACAAAUUCUGGAACGGGAAGGGCAUGAUCGGGCUGACUUAGAAUGGCCAGGAAAACAACUUCAAGUCAUUCAAGACGCUGUCAAAUACGGUAAAGGAGCACCACUGAUCGUGUUUCUGUUCAACGCCGGACCUAUGAACUUAACUUGGGCCUACAAUAACGACGACGUCAGCGCCAUGUUUGAAGUGUUCUUCCCGGCUCAGGCGACUGGCGAGGCGAUGAGGAGAAUUCUCACCAACCAACAAGAUGGCGAUGUCCCGGCCGGAAGACUUCCCAACACGUGGCCCAAAUACAUCGAUGACGUACCCCCUAUCACAGACUACACGAUGGAAGGAAGGACGUAUCGCUAUUUUAAAGGAGAGGUCUACUACCCAUUUGGCUUCGGCUUGUCGUAUACAACCUUUAAAUACGUUGCUAUGAUAUAUCCCGUUCUCGUGAAGGCCGGGCAGAACAUGUCUGUGGAGAUCGCGGUUGAAAACACUGGGGACUAUGACGCUGAUGAGGUAGUCCAGGUCUACAUCUGGUGGCCAAAAGUAUCUGUUACUGUUCCUCAGUUACAACUGGUUUAUGUCGAUCGAGUCAGAAUUACCAAAUGGACAUAUGUAGAAGUAAAGUUUACCAUCCCAGCGGAGAGAUUGGCGGUGUGGUACGAUGCAGUGGGAUGGGUCAUAGAAGAAGGUUCUUAUGGUAUCUCCUGUGGUGGACAACAACCGAACCAGAAGGUGAAGGUCAAUUCUAACGUGAUUACCGGAGAGUUCACAGUUACUGGAACAGCCUUCUUGGGAAUGUCCUAAAAUGUGGACGAAACCUGGUCCAAUGACAAGACGUUUUGAAGACCUCCAUAAACAAUUAGCUAAAUAUCCUGAAAUUUGUAUGAGUAUGUAUCUUUAAUGUCGUCCUCUUGUGGAAAUGAAAAUGUUUUUGUUAGGUAAAUAAAUCAGAAGCUAAAAAUA
Messenger RNA from Gigantopelta aegis, 2505 nucleotides. Its product is annotated as probable beta-D-xylosidase 5. The record is from RefSeq and is a predicted model, not a curated record. The coding region runs from base 127 to 2346 and encodes 739 amino acids. The transcript has 12 exons. NCBI's taxonomy places the organism in Eukaryota, Metazoa, Mollusca, Gastropoda, Neomphalida, Peltospiridae. Gene Ontology annotation, biological process: xylan catabolic process; arabinan catabolic process. Gene Ontology annotation, molecular function: alpha-L-arabinofuranosidase activity; xylan 1,4-beta-xylosidase activity. Gene Ontology annotation, cellular component: plant-type cell wall.